Molecule: messenger RNA, 1521 nt
Organism: Trametes versicolor FP-101664 SS1
Lineage: Eukaryota; Fungi; Basidiomycota; Agaricomycetes; Polyporales; Polyporaceae
Product: UDP-Glycosyltransferase/glycogen phosphorylase
Exons: 11
Coding region: 1-1521 (506 amino acids)
Molecular function (GO): UDP-glycosyltransferase activity
Source: RefSeq, a predicted model, not a curated record
AUGGCGACCGUCCCGGCCGACAGAGAGGGGCACAUCGUGCUGUUGGCGAACGGCCCGUGGGCGGACGGCAAACAGUUGUGCAUCUUCGCGACUCGAUUGGUUACGCUGCGCCCAAUACAUGUCACCGUGUUCACGAACGAGGCCUUCCUCGAGCGCGCGAAGCGCGAGGUCUCCAGCGAGCUUGCGGGCGUAGGCGCCGUGGGGCAUGUCAGGAUCGUCGCGUUGCCGUCAGAUACACAUAAACACUUCGUCGACCCCGUCUUCGAAGCCGCAUUCGCGCGCGUAUAUCGCCAGUUACUCUCGGGAGAGCCGGUCCAGUGUGUAACGACUGGCGAGCAACUAGGGCCGCUCCCUCUUCCCCAAGCGAUCGUCACCCCCAAGAACUCCACGCUAGAAUCCCUGCAACGGUUGCGAAAGGAGACCGGGGCAGACGUGAAGCUGCUCAUAUGGUACGCGCGCGUCCCGUCUACCCUGUUCUUCUUCCACGGCCCCGCGAACCGGGGAGGCGUCGGAGACGUACGCGCGAAGACCAUACAUUUCCUUGACAGCGUUCUCAUCCGUAUACCGGGAUACGAGCCGCUAUACAACCACGAGGUGCAACCGCAAGAGCUCGCCUACCACGGCACGCUCGGCGUCGAAUGGCUCACCAUCUACGACAUGUUCACCUCAUGCGACGGCGUGCUCAUGUCCACGCCCGAGUGCUUCGACCCGCUCUCCAUCAUCGGCACGCGCGCGUGGAUGGGCGAGACCGCGCGCGGCGCGUACGCCGUCGGGCCGCUGCUCUCCACCGGGGCGCGCGCGGUCGAGAACGAGCUCAUGGACGCGGACCGCGGCACGGAGAUCCGCGACUUCGUGAGCCGCGUCAUGAAGAGCCACGGGCCGCAGUCGCUCCUCUACAUCUCGCUUGGGUCGUGGAUGUGGCCGAAGUACCCGGAGAAGCUGUGGACGUUCUUGGACGUUGUUAUGGACCUCGGUAUCCCCUUCAUUCUGAGCCAUGCAUCCGAGCACGCAGAGAUUCCGGACGAAGUAAGGCAUACGGUGGACCGCUACCCGCUUGGCCUGCUCUCGUCAUGGUGCCCACAGCAGAUGAUCCUCAACCACCCUGUGACCGCCUGGUUCCUGACGCACUGCGGGCAUAACAGCGUCAUGGAGUCCAUCUCCGCCGGCGUGCCCAUGAUCUGCUGGCCGUUCGUCGGCGACGGCGCGCUCAACGCGAUCCACCUCUCCGACACGCUCAAAUGCGCGUACGAGCUGCUCGAGGUGCGCACGGGCCACGGCCUCGAGCGCAUCUACCGCACGGGCGCGCGCGCGCUCGGCACGCCGCAGGCGGUCCGCGCGGAGGCGCUGCAGGUGCUCGCGAGCGCGUUUGGGGAGGACGGGGCGCGGAAGCGCGCGAAUGUGCGCAAGAUGCAGGCGCGGUUUGAGGGCGUGUGGGCCCAUGAGGGUGGGGAUGGGAGAGGGGAGGAGGCUGGGGCGUCGGUGCGCGCGACGGAGGUGUUCUUGCGGGAUUUGGGGCUGUGA